Messenger RNA from Porites evermanni, 27200 nucleotides. Lineage: Eukaryota; Metazoa; Cnidaria; Anthozoa; Scleractinia; Poritidae. The record is from the annotation of a GenBank genome assembly.
UUUCAAUGCGCGGAGACAUGAGAUUUGCAAUGCAAAAUAGUUUGCCUUUCUGUUAGUGUAUCCUUGCUAGAAAUUUGAAGAUAAUUCGAGCACUGAAAUUUGAUGUUCUCCUCAACUUUCUGGUGAAAGUUGGCUUCUUCGCCUAGCGGGGAAGACCAAUAGUUCCGCCAUGAAUGGAAGGGGGUCAUCUGAUGUGCAUUACACUUCGUAAACACCGUGAGUUUCCUUAAUUUGAUUUCACAAGUUCUGAAGUCAUCCUUUGAUGUUCUAAGACAAAUGGCCCGAUUCCCGGGCUUUUUCAACGCGACCCAGUAUUUUGGUAAGUACUUUGUUUCUGCUGGAACCCUGUCGGCUAUUGUGCACCCCAACCUGUUGACUCCACUCCACCGAAUCUUCCAAAGUUACCAGCAUGUUGUAUCGCAAUCAGCAUUUUACAUGGUCUAUGAGUGAAGAUGAAUGAAUAUUGGAAUUAUAUAUGCUCACUUAAGAAAAGAGAAAAUCAAAAUUUUGAAGCAGGUUUUUUCUAUAUGAUUCAGAGUAGUUUGCUCUUGUUUCGAAAUUAACCAGGACAAAGUUAACUUCCGGUAAAAAGAUUUUCUUAGAAGUGCAAAGGAGAAAAGUUAAGGUAAAUUGAUUACAAAUCAGGACAGCAAUUUGUUAGUUAGCUAUUAAAAAAGCCAAGUAUUUUAAAUUUUUGAGUCACAGAUUAUAUUUUCUUCAAAUUUUUCUACAACAUGUUAGUGCGAAGUUAAUAUGUGCAGUUUUCAUGUACAAAAUGUUAUCUUCGUCAGUAAAACUUAGAACAUGUUUAUAAACUAUAGAUUACAGUUUUAAUGCUAAUCGUCGCUUGAAGUACUGUUUGUUAGGUUUAAAAACAAUCUGACUUAAUGCUUGCCUUGUCUGGUGUAAAUAAAUAUUUCUUUGAUUGUUUUGUUGCAAAACCUAACAGAAAAUGCAUGAAGAACUUUUAAGUGAUUGUUUAGAGUUGUGUAUCAUAAUGCUGAAGUCUUUUGUGGAAAAGUGACAACAGCAUACAGUCCUGCAAUUUACAAGUUGUCACUUGUGUUUGAUACAUUACAGAGAAGGAUUUAAGCCAAAUAAGAUGGUUGCUUUUGUAUAUCAAAGGGGCUUUCUAAGCAGAGAGAAUGUUGUGGUUAAAUCAGGUUUUACACACUCUACAAUAUUACCAAGAGUCUGCCGUGGAUUUAAGUAAGCUUGGCAUGCAAUCAUGUGUGGGGUUGGGAGGGAGGGGGCUUAUAUGCUGUUGCUUUUUUCGGUCAUUUCUGAGACUGCCUAUCACGUGGUGGGUUAGUCCUGAGGCCAUAUUACCUGUCGUUUCUUCCCCUUGGAAGUCCUCUUUGAAGUUCAAGGCAGAUUUCAGUCUUGCAAUCUGGGCACCCAAAGACAAAAUUGACAGCAACGAGUUGAUUGUUCUAGCAAUAUUAAGUGUAUUUAUAUAUUCUUUCACUUUCAGGGAGCACAAAUUCGGCUAAAGAUCAACAAGAUUCCUUUUGGGACCAGCAGUCUGUUAGGUAUUGUUAUUGGUUAACUUGAUCUAAGUACAAUACCUGAAUAUCCCAAUUUUUUUUAAAAAGUUAUUUGAAUAGAUGUUACAAGUUUUUCAUUGCAGUUGCAAGUAAUUUACCUUAAGUGUCACUUCUUUUUUCUAGUGCGAAUCAUUCAUCUGGAGUUUUUAAUGGGAAUGCUGCACAGCCUAACCAUUUUAUGAACAACACCCAGGUACUGAAAUUGUUAUCAUACUUGAAAUUAAAAUACAACAUCCUGUUAAUACGGACACUGUCCAGAUAGUCUACUGCAGGGCUGUCAUUAGGGAGUUUUAGCAUGGACGACGGCUAUGGCAGCGAAAACGUCACUUUUACAAUGAAUUAGUGUGUUUCAAACUUCAUCAAGUUUAUUCCAAUAUGCUGAAAAUAUCCAGUGUAGGCAAAUUUCCCUGGAGUUGAUUUCUUGGGGACCGCACUCUAGUUUAGAAAGAGAAAGACCAUUUCGUGGUCGCUUGUUUAUGUACUCCAUAAAACGUGAAAUUAGGCAUUUUUAUGUCGUAGUCGUGCAGCAAUGGCAAAGAACGUACAAAAAAGCAUAAUGCACGUGCGAACUUGUUGUCUUUUCUUAAUAAACCUAUUGCUAUUUUGAAAUUCUCGUUGCCGGCGCAGUCAUCGGUGCUAAAACUCCCUAUUAAGAGGCGGGGGCUGAGGAUUUUCCCCGGCUGCUGUGAACAUGGCCACUGGCUACUUUUAAAGGAAAAUAGAAGAACAAGUAGAACCAAAAGAAACCCCUAGCUGUUUGAUUCCCCUUCUGCUUGUUGUACUUAUCCAUCAACUUCAAAUCUUAGUGACAACCCUGGUCAACUGUCUACUCAUAGUGAUAGAGUUUCCAUACCUUUGUCAACAUCUGGCUACUGAAACCUUGAAUGCCCGAAAUAAAUUUUUAAUGUUAUUGUGUUGCGAAGUUAAAGCAAUUUAGGUAUAAGUUAAAUUUAACAACAAACAGUGUGUAAUGGUAACAAUUGCAUACAGGCAAACCACUAUGAAGUGGCCGUCACCCCUUAUAUAGCAGCCAGUUAUCCCUUUUAUGUGGACAUUGGGACAUUUUUGCAGUUUACUUGUGUAUCCAGUUAUCCAGUGUGAUGCAUACUAGUUAACACAUUCCCAAUAUAUUUCAGUAGUUGAUAGUUGCUCUUAGUGUAACUAUAAGUAAUUGUUGGUUACUUAAAGAUUGAAAAAACAGUCUUUUUUCCUUAUAUUUUCAGGAGUACUUUGUGGAUGGAUGGGAAGACUGGCCUGAUGAUUUUGACGAUUCUGAAAUUCAAGAAAAUGAACUAAACAGCUUUAACCCAGUAAGAUAUAGCUCUUUCAUAUUUGAAAAUUAUCUCGAACACGAAGGAGUGGAGUAGAUAGAGAAUAGAAUGCCUUUGCUUUGGUCUACGGAACCAAAAUGGGCUGUUGAUUUCAAGCAAAUGUUGAAAAUGGUGAAGUGAAAGUUUAAGCAAAGUAUUGAUGGGCAGAAUGGGUACUUGGUCAUCUCUGCCAUUUGGCGUCAACAUGAUUCUUUAGGGAGCUUAACCAACAACGAUGGCGAUGGCUAUGGAAAUGUCACUUAAAAAGUGCAAUCGCGCUGCUUCAAACUUUAUCACACAUAUUCCAUCUCGUUCAAUUUACCGAAUGUUGGCAAUUUUCGCUGGAGUUGAAUUCUUAAAAAUGGUAUCAAAGUUCAGGAAAAGAAAAAGAAAGUCAUUGUCUUGUGUUCACGUCUUCCAUAAAACGUGAAAUUAUUAGGCAUUUUUCACAUCGUAGUCGUGCAGUGAUGGCAAAGAAAUUUACUGAAAAAAUGUGGUGCAUGUGCAGAGCUGUUGUUUUGCCAAUCUGAACUUAUUGCCUUUUUUCCGUUCUCGUUGAUGUCGCCGUCAUCAUUGCCUCAGCUCCCUAUUAUCUCUCUAUUAUACCAAUGAUACAAACAACUGGGUGAGAGCUUUAAUUUGAAUGGUCAGGCCAGAGGAUUCUCUGCAUGCAUUAAUGAGAAAUUAGAACUUACAACUACGUUAUACAUUGCAUGUUCCUGUAUUUUUUUUUAAGGAUAACAUGGUGUAACUACAGUGGCAAUGAUGGCCAAGCAAUACUGUUAGCUUCACAUUUUUAGCCUUUUGUUUUGUUCUGUAAAAUACCUGACUGACAAAGUCAAAAUUUGUGUUGAUUUGUUUUCCAGGGAAGUGAAAAAUUGGUUGUGCCAGACCGUGAAGAUAGUCAGACCUCGUCUUCGGAGGAGGAUUCACCUCCCCCUGGUAUGGAUCCUGAACUGAAUUCUUGGGUAGAGGAAGAGGCCCCCGACUAUGGCUACACCUCAUAUCACAACUCAGCUGCUUCAUUUUUUGAUGGAGAUUUUAACACUCAGCAGCCUGGUAUAUUGACACAGGUUAGUUUUUGUCAUUUUUGUUCUGUAAAUGUAUUUUGUAGGUAGUGCAGGUACAAAAUGCUCUUUCAGUAAGUCAACAGGAAACAGUGGUGCCACUGGCCACCGUCAGUGGCGGAGGUUGUCAAUGUACAGUGUAUAUAUGUAUUUGUAUUUAUUUGCCACACAUAACACAAUUACUUAUAAAAUUUUACAGUUUAAAGAUACAAAAAAAUGUAGGAAGAAAUGGCGAGGAGGUCUAAGGAAACUAUAAAGCUUACCGUAAAAUUCUGAAAAUAAGCGCCUCCAAAUAUGAGCCCCCCAAACUCGUAAUGCAAAAAAAACCCUCUGUUACAUUGCCCCUCUGAAUAUAAGCCCCCUAUAAGCUAGCCCAACUGAGUUUGAAAUGCAAAUUUCCCUCCAUACAUAAUAAGCCCCUCUGAAUAUAAGCCCCUCCAAAAAUAAGCCCCUCAAAAAGGGCCUUUGAAAAACAUAAGCCCCGGGCUUAUUUUCGGAAUUUUACAGUAUGUUAAUUAGGCCUCCUCAAUUACAAUUUUUUCAAAGAUGGCAUAAAAAUUACGGUGACAGAUACAAAAUAUUAUCAGAUGGAAAAUUAAAAUAACGAUCAGUAUUAAGGAAGUUUACAAAUGUUGAAUAUUAAACAGCUUUUUCCCAAGAUUUUUGUUGGAGUAUACUACUAAUAAUUAUUACAGUUAGAUGUUCUAGCGUUGUUGUAGCAGCAAUUUUGAAGCUUUGUUGGGCAGGCUCUCUUGUGCUGUUUUGGUGGAGUAGUCUUUUCCUCCCUCCCCUUCACUCCCUGUGUUUUGUUUUCACUGCUAACUGUAUGUAAUUGUACUUGGAUGCAUUUUAAAGGUACUAAUCGCUAGGUUGUGGGGACUGCCACUCAUAGAAUGGUACUUAGUCUAUGUCCUAGCUGGCAAUUCUGUCGUCAGAAUAAUGUGUAAAAUACAUCUUGUAUUGCUGUUUUGUAAAAUCGCUGUUACAAAAUUAUUUUUCAUAGUUUAAAGCGAGCUGAAAUUACUUUCUUUUUUCCUUAUUGUCUAGCAUGAUGGAAGAUCCUAUGCAAGUGUUUGUCAGACUGGUACCACUGCACCACCUGAUAACAGUCCUUCAUUGCAGCCGUCAAACAGCCUUCAACCAGACUACUGGUCAUCUGCAACAUUCCAGGAUCCAUAUGCUGUCCAAGAGGUCAACCCAGAGGGUACUGAUACCCAGCAAAAUGCACCAACUUUUGAGUCGUGGAGUCGUGAACCUGAGCUUGGCAGCUGGUCUCCUGUGUUUAAUCAUGAUGAUGAAUCAUUUGCUAACUCUACGCAGGAGGUACCUUCAACACUGCCUCAGCCUCUGCAGGUUGCUGAUUCCAUUCAAGAACCACAGAUCAACUCGUUAAGACCUAGUGAAGAGCCGGAUGCACAUGUACCACAACAGCAAGGUAGGAGACUCAAAUUUUGUCAUGUACAUCCUAACAUAGCCUGCACCACAGAUGAAACUAAACUCUGGUUAAGUCUGUCUGUGAAACAGCCCUGGAAUCCUUGUUUUGGUCCCCCAACUGUGUACUAGGAUUAGAGUACGCUCCAUGAUUGGCCUGUUAAAAAAGCCAUUGUUGAUUUGUCGAUGAAGAUGAAAGGAAAUUUGAAACGCACUUCCGGUGAUUCAUUGAGUUCGUUGGGCACCCAGAACAUGGAUUUCGGGGCUGCUUAAUUUGCAGACGAUACUAACCAAGGUUAAAUAAUGUCUGUGAUGCAGGCUUAUCCUAACACUUUAAGAUUUUAACUACCAGAAGGCGUCAUUUAACACAUGCACUUUUUUCUUGAAUGUUAUAAGUAGUUUCAAGUGAUUUGUUCAAGUGUGUGAUUGGUUAUCAUAUGACUGGCUCUGCGAGUGGUUAAGGUGAAGUGAAUCCUAUGUUCUGGCUAGCUCCCCAAGUAGGCGAGAUAGGUCUGUCUUGCUCAUUUAGGAUCACCCGCUUUGUUAGCGCAAAAAAUUUUAUUUCCCACCACUUCUGCACUGUGAUCUUCCUGGUACCUUGUUAUUAAUUUUCUUUCAUUUGAAUCUUUACAGCCACUUCCUUAGCAGCAGACUUUUUUGGUCAUAAUGAAGGGCAGCAAGACAGUGCUUGGUCUGCACUUACUGAAUCUGACCCACAGAAAGCAGCUUUGUGGGGGAACCUACCAGAUGUUCACCCUCUUUUAGGUCAUGUACCUGUUGAGAAUAGCCCAUUCCAUCAAGACGCAGCUGCAGUGAGUCAUCAGAGCUCAUCUGGAUUAUUCCAAGAAACUAUGGCAUCCGAGCCAGAUCAGCAAUCCUCAGUGCAGCAAUACCCAGGAAUGGAAAGUCCAUCUGGGGUAUUCCAAAAAAACAUGCCUUCUGAGCAAGAUCAGCAAUUUUCAUUGCAACAAUACCCAGUGAUGGAAAGCCCAUCUGGAUUUUUUCAAAUCAACUCAGGCUCAGAGCCGGUCAUCAAUGAAGACAAUACCUUGGGUCAGUCGAUGAGCCAUCCUAAGUCCAUCGCUGAUUCAAUGCAAAAUGACCCCGAGGAUCUUUCUGUGGCAGAGGAAAGUCCAUCUAUGCAGCCAUUACAUCAGGAUGCUGAUUCAGUAAUCAAACAGUCAUUCUCUGCUGAGCAGAUGCAGCCACAAAUGCAAAUGUCAUCUGCUGUUGUAAAUGAGGCAUUUUACCCUUCUCAAGAACAAGGACAGCAAAUGUACAAUCCAAAUCAUUUUUAUGACCAGCAGAUGAAGGCAGAUCCAACUCAAGAAGAGAGGGUUGCUUCUGAGGAAACACAUCAGACAAAAGAACCUCAUUUUGAUGAGCUGCAACCAUGGCAACAGCCAAUAGCUGAUCCAGCUAGGGAAGUGGAGUCAUCGGUUGAAGAACCAAGUAAUUUGCAUCCUAGUCAUGAUAGUUCGGCCUCUGAAUCCUCACCGAUGCCACAGGUUAAUGAACUUCCUCAAGAACAAGUUUUUCUUUCAACUGGUGCCAUUAGUGAGCAGGAAAGGUCCGAUAUGGCUCAAAAUAACUUCCUUCCUGGUUAUAAUAAGGCAAACUCAGAACCCACACAGCUCCAAGAGUUUGAGAUCACUCCAACAAAAACUUCUGAGCAGUCAGCCAUUGCAGAUGAUUUUCAGAAUUCUUUUGACCAAAAUAAUUCAACUACAGAUUCCACACAGCUAGUUCCAGCCAUUGUAUCUUCAAGGGGGUUUUCUGGACAGUCAGUGACUCCUGAUAUUUCAUAUCCAUCAGAUAGUGUUCAGGGAUUCUUCAGGAAUGAAAAUAUAACUUCAGAAUCUUCACAUCCAUGUGAAACUCCUCAGCAGCUCAUUAAACCAGAGAUUCCUGGUGCUCCUGACAUCCUUCAGGAUUCAUUCCACCAUGACAAUUCAAGUACAAAUUCUUCAAAUCCACUGGAACUUAAAAUGCCAUUAAGGGAAUCUUCUAAACAAUCACAAACACCAGAUAUUCCUAUAGAGCCAGACAGCCCUGGGGAUGCUCUACAGGCUGCGUUUCUACAGAAACAACUUGCUGGAAAGGCACCAGCUGCAUCACCACGGACAUCCCUGUGGAUGAAUGGCACUGUGCUACCAACUCCCUGCGUUUUAGCGCCAGCUGCUGUUGUUACCCCAGUUGAAACACCACAGUUGCACGAAAAUGACCAAGCUCCCACUUGCAACAAACAGGUAUGACGUUUGUUAAAUGCCUGGGUGAGUUCUUAGCCCUAGAAAUCCCAAUAUCCACUUACAAAUUCUAAAGACUGCUGUCCAGAAGAAAAUAAAAAAUGACACUUUUGCUCAAAUCUUAGUUAAACUGUGCUCGGACAUGAAGCUUUUCAUAUGCUGAUCAUGAUUUGGAUGUUAAAUAUCAAAGCCAACCAAAACUGAGAGGAGUGCGUGUGUUCAGUUGAUUCAAACAGCCAUAUUUUUAUUCAAAUAGAGUACAGUGGAACCUCUAUAAAAUGAAGGCCCAAAGGAAUGACUCAAAUACUAUGUUGACUAUGAGGAGGUUUUGUUAUGUUAAGGCUUUUUUCCACAUAAUCUGCUAUUACCGGGGCAAAGAAUAUCAUUAACCCUUCAGGUCCCCAUAGUGACCAAGAUCAAUUUUCUCCUAACAAUAUCCAUAUGUUACCAAGAGAAAUGGUUAUGAGAGUUAAUAAAAUGAUCACCUAAGAAAAAAUGCUUUGAUCUUCUACCAAAUUCUCUCAACUUAUUCCUUAAGGAAAUGUAUAAAGACCAGUUUGGAGAAUUUGUAUGUGGAUAUUGGGGCUUAAAGGGUUAAUUUUGUUAUACUGAAGACUUCAUUAUUAUAGAGGCUCAUUAUGUUAAGGUUCUACUGUAUGAAAGGCUUGGUGUGCGAAUCAAAUGUUUGGCCCAGCUAUCCAAAGUUUGACGUAUCCAUUCUUGGUUGAUUUAGAUGUACUUUAGACUGUGUGUUAUUUGGACUCCCGAAAAGCUUGAUGUCUAAACUGUGCCUUCUGAUUUCUAAGCUCUAAUAUUUCUUGACAUUUUUUUUAUUCCAGGAACCACCAUCUUCUGUUACACCUAUAUUGAUGCAACCUUACAGUGUGGACAAAAACAUCCCUGCUGUAGUCAGUCAGCAAAGUCCAGCAGUCCAUUCUCAAGGUACAUCACUCCCUGUUGUCAUCCCUCAGCAGGUGCCGUCUGGAGAAUUAUCUGUUUCUGCAAACCCUUACAACCAGGGUAGUGAGCUUCCUUCUGCGGUCAAUCAACAAAUACCACCUGCUCCAUUUGCUCCAGGACCAACACCUCCUCUUGUACAUCCUGAUAGCCAGGGAGUAGGGCAUCCUGUGGCAGUCAGUCAGCAGAUGCCGCCUGCUUCAUACUUUGGCGGAGUAACAUCUGUGUCAACAGUCUAUGAUGGACAGGUUUCAGAGCUUCCAUCAGCGCUAAAUCCUCAAAUGUCUUCAGCUUCAUCUGCUUUUGUGACAACACCCGUGCCUACACAUUCUGACAGCCAGGGAACAGCACUCCCCCCUGUGACCAAUCAACUAAUGGCACCACAUGGACAGUCUGUCAGUGGAGCAUCUACCAUGUCCAUACACCCAGGUAAUAAGGUUACAGAGUUUCCACCUGUAGUCAAUCAACAAAUACAACCUGUCCCAUCUCCUCUUGGACCAACACAUGCAUUCAUGCACUCUAGUAAUGAGAGUACAGCAGUUCCUGCAGUGACCAGUCAGCAAAUACAGUCAUACAAUCCUGUCCCUGCCGGGGUAACACCUGUUCCCACAGGCUCUGUUAAUGAGAGUACAGUGCCUUUUACUGCAAAUAAUCAGGAAAUAUCUUCAGUUCCACCAACUAUCAAUGACUCUAUGCAAGAGCGACAUCCUAGUCGUGUGGUGCCAGCAAUUGAGUCAUCACCAGUGGCUGCAAAACAACAACAAAAAGCUGAAUCUGCUAAUCCCAUGUCAUUAGCUUCUCUUCUUCAGGGAGGUCAACCUCGACCAAAGAAAAAGACCUCACAACCAUCUGCAGUACCUGCACCAGAUGCGGGACCAUCCUUUGCUGCCGUGGAUUCGGUGAAUUCAUUUUCAGACAAUCUACCCUCAGAAUCCGUUAAUUCACACUGUGCUCCUUCUGCUGAACAACUUAACAGUGGAUUAGAACCAAAGCCUCCGCAGAACUCAUCUCAACAAAUUGGACAUCAGUCAUUUGAUUCUCCUAGAAGACAAGAUGAGUCACAAAAUUCUUAUGAAAGAGAUUAUAAUAUCCCUUAUUCACAAGAAAAACAAAGGGUCCCUGAUGAAUCACCCUAUCAUGGUACUGCAGACCCCCAUGAUAGAAGGGAUAAUUAUUAUCAACAUGAUCAAAGAGACUCUUAUAAGAGCCAUAAUAGAAGGGAUCCUUACCAACAUGAACAUGACAGUAGAGAUCUUGAUAGACCAUAUUACGAUAGAAGGGAACCUGAAAGAAGGAACUUUGACAGGAGAGGUGAAUAUGACCGAAGAGAUAGCGAUUACGGUCGGAGAUCAUAUGACAAUUCUAGGGAAUAUGAUAGAUGGAGUUAUGAUGGAAGAGAUUAUGGCCGCAGGGACAGUUAUAACAAUCGGGACUCUUAUUAUGACUACGGGUACUCUCCCAGAAUGGGAAGGCGUGGAUACAAUGAUGGCCGUGGCUCAAGAGAAGAUCUAUACAGAGGUUCUAAUCAAUACAGUGGACGCAGUACACCAUCGUCACAGGACAGAAACAGUCCAGGUCCAUAUGAUUAUUCUGCUUCUCCUUAUGCAUCGCACCAGUACGGAUAUCCUUCUUACACUGAUUCACAUUCCAUGGACCUUUAUCAGUAUCAGUAUAUGAUGUACCUGUACCAAUUUCAUCCUCAACAUUACGAGCAAUAUUGCCAACAGCUGGGAUAUUACAGCUCAGGAUAUACACCAGAGCAGCUAGCUCAGUACUAUGCGGGAUAUGGCUACGAAAGUUCACAGCCCACACAGCAAGGUAAGGAUUAUAUUUCUCUUUUGCUACAGUCAACCGUCUCUUAACUGACACCUCUAUAAGAUGGACACCUAGAGUUGGUCCCUGCCUUUUUGUAAUCCUUUGGACUCUCUAUAAGAUGGGCAUCACUCUUAGACAGACACUUUGUGCUGGUCCCUGUCCAAAGUGUUCGUCUUAGAGAGGAUUCACGGUAUUUGUGUAGAGACAAUAAUUUAUUCUCUUUGAGAUGCACCUCUUGCUGUCGGUCUUGUGUAGAGGAGGCAUCAGUUAAGAGAGAGUUUUACAUGUACAUUUUUCUUCCAUAUUACUUCCUAGUAGCAUUCAGUGGACCCUGGCAACUACGUAGCAUUUUGCUUUUGGAUGAUAAGGAAAUAUUAGUUUUGUAGGUCAAGAGCUGUUUUACUCCCUAAAAUUUGUCUUAAAUUUACACAUGUCAAAGUUUUAUUGAAUAAUGUCCCUGGCAAGUGAUAAUGAACUGAAGGGGGCCUGGAAUGAAGCCCUUACAGUGACUUCUGAUAAAAUGCAAGAUUCUCUUUUCAACUACAGCUGUACCUUGUAUUUACUUGAUAAUUAGAAGGAAAAUUUGGUCCUAGAUCAGUAGUCACUUAGGGCCUUUCUUUUUCCUGUUUUUCUGUUUUCCUGUAUAUACUUGAUAAUAAAAUGGCAAUUUGGUGUUAGACCAGGAGUCACUUAGGCCCUUUCUUUUUCCUGUUUUGUUAGGUCCAGAGCAAGAGGUGCCUCAGCCUGAACCAGAAAGGUUCACGCCACUUUUAUACCGGGUGCAGCAUCCUCUGGUGCGCUUUAGUGGGGGCAAACUGGUAUCUUUAAUUGGAAGUGAAGACAGUGAGACACCAAAAUGCACCCUAGCUUCAGUUCAGGUGAGACACUUAAUGAUUACUUCUGUUGGUAAUUUUCGUUCAACAUAAUUUUUGUGAAAUAUCCAUCCUCUGGCCAUCCAUAUAAUUGCUCAUGGCUACUUUAUUCCAUGCACUUUAUUAAAGUGCUGCAUUGUUUAUUAAGUGUUUCAACUUUAGGGAGCAGUGCUUAUUUGGGGGCAUCACCAUUUAUGAUUAUGAAAUCUUUCUUUCCCUUGCUUCUUUGUAAGCUACUGAUAAAGGAAACAGUGUUAUUCUGUCAUUAUUUUGAAACUUUGACUUUUAUGAAGGUCUUGUUUACACUUUGCUUUGCUUUGCCUGGUCUUUGAAUGUUGGAUUUUUCAGAUAGAUUGCAUAACUAACAAGAUUUUCUAUAUUCUUUCAACAUACAGAUGGUCUUUAGCAUUGAAGAGACAGAGGUUAUUAAAAUCUUUCCUGGACCACUUUCAAGGUUUGUUUUUUUUCUGUAGCUCAGUACUGAGUGCGAGAGAUCACGUUAAAGUUCUAAGAAAAAAGUUCCAAAAAGUCAAAGUUAAAAAAAGAUUUGUGGUUUUUGAGGAUCAUUUAAAUGCCCACUUAACAACAACGAUAAUGACAACAAAACUUAAUUGAGAAGCGAAUAAUAUAACAAAAGUAAUGCCUGCAGCGCUAGCUAGCAUUGCUAUUCAAGAUGGGACAAAAUGUGUGCAAAAAAAAGAAGAAAUUAAGAUUAAGGCUAUAAUUAGGAAGUCCAUAGAAAUUGCCCUAAUUCAGCUUGCUCCAAGACUAGAUGUUACUUCAGUUUACUAGUGUAAAGUAACUGUUGUGAGAAUCUCGAGACUGUUUGUGUUCUUUUUGUAGCCGGUACUCAAGCAGAACUGAGGUGAUGGCAUUCUGUGAGAAGCGAAGCUGUGGAGCCAUCUUGACCACUGAUGGUGUUGUAAAAUCUUUGGUUUGGAAGGUCUUGGGCAGUCUUGUUAAACACAAUGGAGUAAGUAAACCUGUCUUGUUGCACUUUGAAUCACUGCUAUCAGUACCACGAGAUCAGGUUUUACCUUGUAAACUUAGUUAUAAGGAGCACGCCUGCAAGUGUAUAUUCACUUAGCCUGUUUUUGCCCCUCCAAAUGUAAUCCCCCCAAACUCAUAACACAAAAAAUCCUCUGUUAAAUAGCCCCUCCAAAUAUAAGCCCUCUGGGGCCUUGUACUUGGAAAUUUCCCUCAAAUACAAAGUAAAACAAAGCAAAAACGGUAAAUUUCCUUCCAAAUAUAAGGCUAGCCCAAUCUAUUUUCAAAAAAACAAAUUUCCUUCCAUAGAUGAGCCCCUCCGAAUAUAAGCCCCUCAAAAAAAGGGCCUUUGAAAAAUAUAAGCCCCGGGGCUCAUUUUCGGAAUUUUAUGGUAUUUAGCAUGAAAGUGCCAACUGGGGACACUAUUUUUACGUCACCUACUGGAGACGGAACCACCAUUUUUUGUUGUCAUCCAAGCCACACGAAGGUCCAGCUGUUUGCAGUGCAAAAGGAGUGCCUUCAUUUCUCAAUUGUUUUAAGACCCUGAGUAAUGGUCUGGCCUCGGGAAAAGAACCCGUGACCUCUUGCCCUGCAGUCAAGCGCUCUACUGACUGAGCUAAUCCUGCCGCGGUUUGCAUCUUUAGGCCUUUGUGGCAUGUGACCUUGCUGAAGUAAUAAUGGAGAACUGGAGAAGUUCCAAUGACCGUGGGGAGAAUGACUUUCUUGCCCCUGAGAGCUUGCCUCCUACAGAGAUUGAUACCAACCAACAUGUGAUGGUAUUCAGAGAGAUGCUUCUGGCUGGAGCAACUAAGGUAAAGAUUGUGAAGUUGUCUUUCAAAGAAAUUAAAAGGUGUCCUAUUUUUUGUCAGCUGCAAUUUGGCGAAUGCUGCUGUUGUUUGUCAUCUUGGCUAACAGUUUUUGAGCUCUAAGUCUUGGGCAUUUUGUUUUGGAACGCUUACCUAGUGUCAUCUUCUAUUUUAUCUCUCAUGGUUUACUUCUCGUAAGUAGCCAUGCAAAAUGCGAAGAUUUAAGAAGUGUUUUUUUUUUCACAAGAAUAGUGUAGCAAAUAGAGCAAACGUAGAGAUCAGACCAUGCAUCAAGAAUUCAAUUACUUACAAGAGGUUAAAAACGAAAAUGUCUUUUACUAGACAGCUCUCUAAGCUGCGACCAUUUUGGUCUCCAUAAUAAGUGGAAUAAAAUGAUGGUAAAUAAAAUUGCAGCAGAAUCCACUGAUUUGCCUACCUGUGACUAUAGCAGCCACGUGCCAAUCGGGAGCAUUUUUAUCAGUUGUGUUUAUUGUCUUUCUAAAGCUUAUAAAAUGAGGGAAACAUGCAUUUUCAUGACAUUUUCUCCAUUUCAUAACAAAUUUGCAUCUUACCCUGGUUGUGUAGGUAGCCCUGAGAUGGCCCUGCACCUCCAAAUUAGUUAGGCAGUUAUUUUCAUUACUUCAAACCCCCAUAUGCAAUAUUAAAGAAAGUGUCCUGUUUUGUUCUGGUGACCAAUUUUUUAUGUUUGGCAACCAUUCAAUAAUUUUAGAUUGCCAAAUAUAUGGCAACUUUGAAAAAUUUGAGCUGACAGCACUUGAGAUUCUAACCACAGGGCUUUGACUUUGAAAAAUUGGGGCGUUUUUUGGUUUUGUGGAAACCAUUGUUGGUUCACUUUUGAGUUGUGUUGUCGGUUAUUAUUCAGCUUUGCAUCCAUUCUCCUGCAUCACUCCAACAAAAGGUGCAACUUUUCAAAGUGUCAGCUUUAAGUGUGCUUCUAUAUUGCUGUGAGUCUGGGGUCCUAACAUCCAACCUCUGUCGUCAACUUGAUUCUUUCCAGACGUCUUGCCUUAAAAUCAUACUUGGUGAGGAAGUCUAUGGUAGCAUGCUGGGGACAGUCCCCCUUUCCCAAUCAGUUAAAGCCUGAUGGCACCCCCAGGGGGACCUUUUUUGUAAAUAUAUGCUCCGACACAUUGUAAACCAAGACUUGGUGGACCUAAAAUUCUAUUCCACAAAUAUGCUGGAAAGCUAAUCAAUCCAGAAAAUCCCCCCCCCCCCCCCCCCCCCACAAAUCACUACUUUUGAAUAAGACCGCAAAUCUAGGGGGGACUUGGGGGUGAAACCUGGUGACACAUGGGGCGCCCCGGAGAUCAGAUCACCCACGGGAAGAGGAAGCACUAUGAAAGAGGUUCGGGGGUGGGUGUCAAUCUGAUUUUUUUCAGGCCUCUUGCCGUAAAAUUCUUCCUGGGUGGGAAAUCUUUUGGUGGCGUGUGGGGGCAGGCCCCCUUUCCCAAUCCAGUAAAGCCCGGUGGGCCCCCCCGGGGGGACUUUUUUGUUAAUAAAUUCCCCGAACAAAUGUAAACCAAAAAUUGGGUGGACCAAAAAUCUUUUCCCCAAAAAUGCCGGGAAGACUAAAAAACCCAAAAAACCCCCCCCCCCCCCUCCUCACAAAAUCUGUACUUUGGCAUAGGACUGCAAAGCUUGGAGGUGCUUGGAGGUCAACUCUUGGCACCACUGGGAACCCCCGUGAGUGCCUCAGCCAAGCAGAAAGAGAGAGAGAGAUCUUUAACAACAACAAAAAGCUACCAAAAAUUGGUGUUUUUGUAUUGGUGGUCACUUAUGGGAUGUCAGGUCUCACAGAGAGGGUUGACCGUAUAUCAAAGGAAUAUUUAUUGUAAUUUAAUAACAUUAACCAGUUGUCUAUAAUAUUGCCAUGUUUGUUGUUUUUCUUCUGCAGGAUGCUCUUGAAUACUGCAUGAGAUACCGACUUUGGGGACAUGCUAUGAUGCUAUCGUUAAAGCUGGAUAAAAAGAUUCAAGUGGAAGUGUCCAAUAGGUAGAAACCUGUUGAUAAGUCUCACCUUUUUAUGUGGCAAAAUUAUCUAUCAAUUAUUGAAACAAUAAUUAAUCUAGCCUUUGUUAAAUGAUCGCAGGUUUUUGAAGACCAUGACAGACUUUGAUCCAAUACGGACUGUUUAUGAUCAUCUCUCUGGAAGGCAACCUGUAGCAUUAAUGGUAAGUUACCUUCAGGGGGAACAAACCAGAUGAUACAUGUUUAAUGAAAGAGUGAUUUUAUUUCAAAAUGGUUGUGAACCUUAUGAGUAGUUGACCUGCCCUAACUGAAGAUCUCAGGGUCACUCUGGAUUUCAAGUGACGGGGAUGGUUGAUUUGGGGCAAAAAUCAAAACCAAAGAAAAUCCCUAGCACUUCUAACAGCCCCCCCCCCAAAAAAAAAAAACAAAAAAACAAAAAAAAAAAAAAAGAUACAGGAAGAGAGGUUUUUUUCUCGAGAUUGUGUAUAGGCAUGGGAAUAGUUAAACGAAGUAACAGAACGAAGCCGGGGACAAUAGGGAUACAAAGGGAGGGGGGGGAUAAAUAGGACGAAAAAAAAAAAACAAAAAAAACCACAAGACCCUUCAACAACCCCACCCCCCCCCAAAAAAAAAACAAAAAAACAAAAACAAACAACAACAACAACAACAAUGAAAAAACAUUGACCAUGCAAAAGUUAACCCAAAAAUUUCCUUACUGAAUUUCCGAGCCUUAUUAACUGGUUUUAUGAAACAGAUGCAAUGUAAUGCAUUGAAUAUUAAAACAGGCACAAAACAAUGCAGCUGGGAUACAUGGGCACUAACACUAAUCUUGAGAUGGUUUUGAAGACCCAAAAAUCCCUAUAUAAUCAGGAAGCCACCCAAAAACAUACUUGCCAAAUUUUCCAACCCCCCUAAAAAUCGAGGAAUAAAAAUUGCGAGCCCAAAAAAAUGCUUUGAUAAUCCCCGUCACUUGAAAUCCCGAGUACCCCCUUCCCCCCCUGCACGCCCCCAAGCUGAAGAUCUCCAAGCCUGUACACUUUCAAUAGUCUCUUUAAAUUAGACUUAGUUGUGGACAGAAGCCAAUAGCAGAAGAUUCAAAGACAUUUGUAGAAGGGAUUUAGUAAUUAUUUUUUUUUCAAGAAAAAGAUCUUGGUCCAAAACUUUUUUCAAGAUCUAUAGGAUUAAUAUUCUCCCAUCAGAAGUUAAGGCAUGACGAUUAAUUUUUAACGUUUUUUCUUUCUUUCUUUCUUUCUUUUGUUUUUUUUUGGUGUACUGUAGGAUAAUAAGAGACUAAAAAGUUCUUAUUUGUUGUACUGCUUGGAUUUUAAGUUUACUACAGGCAAUACCGUUGUCAACAAAAUAGAAAUUUCUAGAUUGGGGGCAUUUAUGAUGUGGGACAAAAACAUUUUGUUUUUUAACUGAACUGAACAUUCUUUUUUAGUUUGUUUACUUUGUAAUCCUUUUCUUUGUUUGUCAGACCCCUGAUGACUGGCAAAGAAGCUUGGCAGCAAUGGUUGCCAACCCCCCUCGUCAGCAUCCACAGUGUAUCAAGAAAAACAUAACAUGUCUAGGGGAUACUUUGAGUAAGUGUUUUAAUCAAAGUAUUUGCAAGUAUCUAUAACUUAUAAUCCUUAGAUUGAGGCUGUGUGGUCAAGCUGUAGUGGUGCUGGACUUGGAAUCUGUAGGCCAAAAGUUCUAAACCUAAAGCCCUGCUCUGGCCAUUGUUUCUCAUUAGUACUGAGUUCAACUCCGCAGCCUUAAGGGUGAAAGGAUAAAAUUGAUCAGUUUGAUUUUUAUCUGAUUUUCUUUCUCUUUCAGUGUCUAAUGAACAGGUGUGGGCUGCACAUCUUUGCUACCUGUUGGCAGGGGAGAAAUUUGGCUUUCCAACUGAGGAUAAAACCAAGAUGGCCAUAAUGGGAAUUGACCACAGGUAAAGCGUCAAUAAACAAAAUGUUCUAUCUCUAUCGAGAACAUGACAAUAGUAGUGUUGUUGAUGUCUUAGUAUUAACAUUGCUAACACCCUUGUUUUGACUUGACACCAUGAGAUAGCCACUGCAUCUCAUGAUCUGUACAACUUAAAAGACGCUUCAAGUUACCUGUAGCAUUUAAUAUGGAAUAGAACCCUUUAGCCCCCCUGACUGACCAACAUUAAUUUUAAUUUCACCUUAAAGCAACACUGUUCAGUUAAAAAAGUUGAUAAGAAAUAAGGAAAUGAUCAACAGAUGAAAGGGUCUUGAUCAUUUGACAAAUUCUCCACACCAGUACCAUAAGGAAUGUAUAGAGAACAGCUAAAAGAAUUUGCAUUUGGUAACCACUUAUGUACAAUCCAUUUCUGCAGUCCUAAGUGCUCACUUAGACCUAGAAAAUAGUUCAUUUAUUGGUGUUUUAAUGGCUUCUUUGAGAGCAGGUUAUACAACAAUGGUAAAUCCUGCCACUGGAAUUAAGAAUUAGUCUUGGUAGUUUUGUUCUCGUGAUAGUUUUGAAUUUUUCUAAUCCUUUGUUUGUCUUGUGCAUUUUAGAACCAACAAAAUUGCAGAGCAACACCUUCCCUUGGAGAAUUUGCAGAUGAUGGAGGUAUGCUGUGAAAUGUUCAAUUAAAUUUUAAUUGAAGAUUUAAGAAUCUUUCAGCUGUUUUGUAUUUUGCGAUAUUUCUGCAUCGCUUGUUGCAGUGUUAUAAAUAAUUCUAAUUGGUGAUUUUUUUAUAAGGUCCUAGAAUAUGCCAUCAGCCUCAGUGAUGAAGAGUUCUUUAUUCCAGUCCUACAGGUUUGUUUUUUUGCACUGUAAUUUGUAGCAUGUGUGUUAACGUGCAAUAAUUUUGUUAUCUUUUACCAUUUUAAGGGUUUGUGUAUUCAAGCUAGAGUCUGCUUUUUAAAAAAUAAUACCCAUUUUGGGACCUUAGAGGUUUGGUUUGCACAUCCUUGUACAUACCAUCCUAUUGAGGUUUUAAAGUGGAGUUACAAGGGUCAAGCAGUCAGCUUGCUCUGUUCUAGACCUACAGGGCAAUAUUUUGAGCUUUGGUUGUUGGCACAGGACUGUUUUGAGGUAGUUAACUUUGUUCUACACUGCUUUACUUCUCAAAGGCAUCUAAAUGAUUAUACUGUACCUUUGCAAUGGGCAACAAAUGCCCACUUAUUUCACUUAUUUCAAUCACCCCAUUCCCUCGCCCCACUCGAUCCAUUCCGUGCCCUUUCUUCCUGAAAAGAGAUAGGAGUGCCUUUAGGUGUUUCAUGACACAGGAAAUUAACUUUACCCUUUGGUUUCAAGGCACCAAAUUGAUGAGAACAAAAGUUAAUGUUCCAGUCUCACUUGUUGUUUGUCUUUCUCAGUCAUUCAAAUUUGUACAUGCCAGUAAGUUGGCGGAGGCUGGUUUCACUGAAGAGGUGAGCUCUAAAAAUGCUGAGUGUUAAUGUACUUGCUUUAGAACUAAUAGCUUCAUUCUUUAAAGCUACUGGCAUUAGACAAAAAGGCAAACAAGUUACAAGUCAACAAAGCUGAAAUAUUUUUUAUCAGCUGCACUGCUUGUGCACUUUUGACAAAAUUAAUGGUCUGGCUAAUGACCUUGCAGUAUUAGCACCAUUUUAUAUGAUAUUUUGAAUAUUAAUAUUAUUAUUUGCGUGGGUAGGAUGCUUUGCUAUACUGCAAGUUAGUUUAUUGUUAUUCAUAAUUCUGAACAUUUAACAUUUUAUGAACUGAGGAAACCAGAAUAUCAUAAAGCUUGCCUGUAAUUGUUACAGCCUUUACAGUUUGUUUAUUUAACUAGAAAAUAUUAUUAAUAGCCUGAAGAUUUUGUAUUACAAAAUUUUUAUUAGCAUCCUACCAAUGUUUAUUAGUAUUACUAUGUUAUGAUUAUCAUCAUUAUUACUGGCAAUCAUGGGUUUUUUUCCAUACUGCAAAUGUUCUAAUAAUAAAUGAUUACUCUUGUGAAUAAUGACAGACUUAACAGAUUCCAUUUGAUUAACUAAAGAUACAGCUAAACUUGUUAUUAUAAUGACUGUUUUUGCAGUUUAUUGACCAGACUAUUUUGUACCUUGUUUCUCCCUUAACAACAACAACUUUUAUUGACCUAUUAUACAUAAGAAAGAUGAAAUUUACAUGCAAUAAAAAUUAAAGCUAAAAGGGGUGUUGGCAUUAUUGCAGGCUCUCCACUAUCUAGAGCUCAUUGGGGAGGUGAUUAUAAAACAUCCCACUCACUGCAAUGUAACAUUAGUAAAGAAUGUGCGAGAGGUAUGUUGAAACUAAUGACAUAAUAUUUUGGUUUAGUAUUAAGUUGCAUAAAUGGGUAUAGCUAUAGUUCAAGUUAUAUUGCUGUAGUCAUUGUUUACAAUUCUGCUUAUUAGCAUACAAGUUAAUGCAAAAGUUUAGAGGGCUGGUUAACUUGAGCAGUUUGUGAAAUUUUCAGUUCUUUGCUUGUUCAUUUAACCUAUUGCAUUUUUGAUGUUCUCAUUGUCAUCACUUUUGUCACUGCUUAAGCUCCCUAAUGUCUUUGAAAUGACAGCUAACUCUAAUUAGUGGUCCUUUACACUUUAAAUGGCAUUGAGCAAGUAAACAUAUUUUUUAGUUAUUUAACUCCAUGACGAAAAUGGUCAGUGAGGAGUAGUGUCCAUGUUAAAGACAUCAAAGCCAUAACGUGACAUUUGGUAAUGUAUCUCUUAGACCAAAAGUAAUGUCCCUAAUAGAGGGUUUUUCUUAUCAUGGAGGAAGACAUUUGACUGUAUUGACUCUUCUCUUCAGCUAACUGAUCACCUUACAAGUGACAAUCAGGAGGCUGCUGAUCUGUUGGAGAUGCUUGAUAAGGUUCUUCAAACCAAAGAGGUUAGAUAAAACUUAUUUAUAAUUUAAGCUGUUAUUGUAAAACUUGCAGUUUUGUCAUUUUAUGGUACAAGAUCAUUUUAUUAUUUGCUUUUGAGAGAAAAGCUGCCUGCAUUUUGUGCUUAUGUGCUUUGACACUUCUCACUUGUAGACAACUUCACAAAUCAGCAGUUCUGUGACAGAGAGUGAAAGUGAAGUGGAAGAACCUCUUGCAGAAAGCUCAGCAUCAUUCUUCUCAGGUUAUGACCCCUCUACUAACACACCCAAACACCAGCCAGAGCAAAUGGAUGAAGCCCAGCACCAGCUUUCUUACACUGAAACAUCGAUGAGUGCGCCUUCAGUGGCCCAAGAACCACCAGAAGUUGAAUAUAAGCAAGAUUACUGGGCAAAUGGCAUGCCCACAGGUGACAACCAGGAGGCAUUCACAGGAGGUUUGGAUGCACAGGCUACCCAGCCUGAACUCCCCUCGGCCUUUAUUCCAAAGGCACCUGAACCUGCUCCACAAGUUCCAUUCUUUGUUCCUGGUCCAGCUGUGGCACAGCCACUUCCUGUGCAGAAUGAGCAAACAGAGACAGUUGAGGAGCAGCCUGUUGUUAAUGGCAGACAGUGGGCAGAAGAAUCUAAGAAGGUUGAACCUUUGCCACUAAAAGGUAUGUACCAGUGUACAGCCAAAAUUCGGGGCACUUGUUCAAGUAGGUUUUAAUGAUGGGGGACAGGGUGAUGAGGGGUGGGGGGGGGGGCUUAUUUAGCUUUCAAUCUUUGUUUGUGGAAAAAAAACGGAGACAUCUGGAAAUAGCAUUAAUUGGAACUGCUUUAAUGGGAAAUGUUGUUGUAUAUUGAUGCCAGUGUUUUAAAAGUUAUAAAAGAAAAAAAAAAGAGGCCGUUGUUAUGACCUUCCCAUUUAAGAAAUUUUGGAGAUUGUCAAUAAGCAUGCCUAUUGGGGAGAGAGCCAAGUGGUGUGGGGAGAAAAUUAUAAUGCUUGAAUUUUCGAACCAACAUUUUUACAACUGAAAAUAAACAAAAUCAGCAAAAUCAUUUCGGCCCAGUUGAGGGCUGUCACUAAGAUUUCAAGUUGCUGGGUAUUAGUGGGCAAUAAAUUUUUAAAGUAGGGAGUUCUUGGCUCUAUUUUCUUUUGUUUCUUAUGAAAGUAGCUGGGUGUCAUGCUCAUAGUAAUUGAGGGAAACCCCUGGCCCUCAGCCCCUUGUGACAGUCCUAGUCCAGUUCCUUUAGCAAUCUUUAGCAAUAGUAAUGGUAUAUUACUUUUUCCUGGUUUUUUUCCUGGUUUAGAACCUGAUGUUCCAAAGAAGACUGAAUCAGCAGCUAAGCCAGAUGAGAAGAAAAAGAAGAAAGAACCUGCUGCCCGCAAUAGCCCAGUUAGUUCAACUAACUUUUUAUUUCAUAACCUCAUCCUUGUCUUUGACUUUUUUGGCAAAUAGCACCAAAUGAAUUUGUGAAAUUUUUGAAAAAUGGUAAAGUGAAUUAAAACAUUGACAUUAAGGCUUAAGAUGUUACAGAAAAAUCUAAACAUCAGUCCAUAAUGUGACCUUCCUUCCUGACUUUUCAACAACUAAAUAGUUAAUCAGAAAAAGCUGACAGCUAUGUACUGUGACUGGACAGCCUUUCUUAAAAACUGAAUGAAUGAGUGAAUUUGAUUUGUUAUUGCAACUACUUGUCACUUUGUGUUGCUAAAAGAAGUGCUUUUGUUCUUAGAUGGGUGGCUGGUUCUCUGGCUUGCUCUCAAAGGUGAUUCCUCGUGGUCCAAAUCAAAUGAUUCUUCCUGAUGACAGCAAAAAAUCGGUAAUAAUAAUAAUAAUAAUAAUAAUAAUAAUAAUAACUUAAUAACUCCUGAUAAUCUACACAUGGCCCUCCGUUUGACUGUUCAUGCGCACUUGAAUAUGCAAAAAUAUGGACUGUUUUGCCGUCUAUCUUAAAGAUAGGGCAGUGCCAUUUUUGGUUUAUUUUAAGGGUAAGCUAACAGAACAACUUCCUGGCAGUGCUUUUAGCCCCUCUGCUGGAGUUGUUGAAUUCAUUGUUUCUCUAUCAUUUCAAUCUUAUGCAGAUUUACUGGGAUGAGGAUCUUAAGAGAUGGGUGAACACAGAUGAAGAUGGGCAGGUUUGUAUAGCUUCUCUGCUGGUGUUACUGUGCUUCAGUAACAUGCAACCGCUGAGUCAGUUUUGUUUUCAUUUUAAGUCACACAAAAAGUGAAAAAAAAAAGGGUAAACAUGUGAUUGAUUAGUACAUAAAAUGUAGCUAAUUGGGGAACUGACACCUUCCUGUAAUUUCCAAUUGGCCUCUAUUCAAGCUAAACUAUUUACAUGAAUUUAAUUGCAUUUGUAUAUAUGUUGAUUUUAACAGCAAGCAAUUUCUGACAGUUUAUCUACCAAUUACUUUUUUAACUUGAAAAUGGUCAUGAGUGAAACGUUGAGGGGGCGGGGGUGGGGUUUGGUAAAGGGGGUGUUAAUGUCAUAUUGAGGCGACAGUUCCUUGUGGGAAGCAGAAGUUAAAUGAUUGUCAAAGAUGCAUUUGUUUUAUAUUGAAUGGUUUUUGUCUUGUUACAUUUCAGGACAAUGCUCCUCCACCCCCACCCCCAAGUGACAUGCAGCUUGGUUUUGGCCAAAAUCCCAUGAUGCCAUUUGGAAAUGCCACUCCUGCCACUUCAGGUAUGUGUUGAAAUUUGUUUAAAAGGAUUUUCUUUCAGUCAUCUUUGGGAGAGUUUUUAUUUAGAGCACCAUGUUUGAUAUGAGUGAUAAUCAGUAUAGUUUUAAUUGCACAACUACAUCCCAAAUUUGUCUUAGGUUGUAUACCUCCUGGCUUAGGUUUUUUAGGACUGUGUUUGCCAUUUCAUCAACUUAAAAAAAUUACUGAUUUGCAGUCUAGUGUGUGUGUCAAAAAUCUAAGGAGAAUUUCCAUUUCUACUGGUUUUUGUCACAAAUAUUUCAGAAGGUUUACAACUUGUGAACCGAAAACCAGUUAAAAACUCUUUAUAACACAAAGUUUCAUUUGUUUGGGAUUUUUCUUUGCUCUUCGCAAAAUCCAUUUGGUGUUAGUUGUUGUUUUUUGUAAAUUUGCUGCAAAUUAACGAUGUAGGGAGACCAAGGUUAAUAUUUCAUCACAACAUGAUAUUCCAAUUAAAAUUUCAGGAUGGGGGGGGGGGGGGGGGGGGGUUUGACGUCAACUCGAGUUGUAAGGUCAGGACCAGGCCAUACUCGACGCUGAUGCACUUACAAUGGCGACGAAAGGGGAGGGGGGGGGGGGGUGGGGGGGGGCGUAUUGUUUAACCAUGCAGUAGUGUCUGUAAAUUAGAAUAUUAGCUAAUGCUUUUUCCUUCAAAUAGGUACUACAACCCAUAGUGUUGGUACUCCCUCAUUCCCUGGGUCUGCAGCGCCCCAGCAAGCUCCUGGAGUUACCCCUGGUGGUAUGGCCACAGCCACACCUCCUGCUGUUUCUAAAUUUUCCAGGAAAGCCUAUGGAGGAGGAAGACUAGGUGAGCUUUAAACCAAUAACAGUUCAAUUCAGUUCCUUCAAAUAUUUGAAUCAGAUUUGAUAAAACAGAUGCUAAUCCUCUUACUCUUAAAAGUAGGAAAUCUCAAAUGGGAAAAAAAUGCUUAGUUUCCUUUUGUGUGAUACUGGAAAACAAAUAGCACCAUGUGAAAGUAUUAGUGAAGAGGUUUCACUUUAAAGAUCAUACCAUGGGAUUUCAUCCAGAGACUUAAAAAUUAGACGUAAGAACCUGGCAAAUAACAUUAGAACCAUGAGAAGGUACUGCUGAAGAGGUAUCCCCCCGUAAAAUUCCGAAAAUAAGCCCUUAAAUCGCCCCUCCAAAUAUAAGCCCCCGGGAGCUUGUACUUGGAAAAUUGCCCUCAAAUACAAAGUAAAACAACUUGUUUUACUUUGUAUUUGAGGGCAAAAACGGUAAAUUUACUUCCAACUAUAAAGCCCAAUCGAUUUUGAAACGCAAAUUUCCCUCCGUAAAUAAGCCCUUCCGAAUUUUAGCCCCUCCAAAAAUAAGCCCCUCAAAAAGGGCCUUUGAAAAAUAUACGCCCCGGGGCUUAUUUUCGGAAUUUCACGGUAUUAAAGUGGCCACACCACAGGAUUUCAUCCUCAGAGUUAAACGCUGGAACCACAUUCAUGUUUUCAUCAGGUGAUACGUGCAAGUACAGCUUUUCACACAUUAAAUGUUCCUUCUUUUUUCCCUUCAGCUAAGAAGUAUGUUGAUGUUCUGAACCCCACUGGACAGAGCUCAGCUAAUGGUCCAGUUAUGCUUCCAAACAGUCUUCUCCCUACCUUCCCUGGUCCUACUGCAGCCAUUAAUCCGGCAACGCUAUUUGUGCCUACUCCUGUGACUGGUAUGAAGGAUUUGUUGUUGACAUUUCCUGUCUUUUAGCUUUUUAAACUCUAUCAUAGUGCCAAAUAAACACUUCCUCAAUUGGCUGCCACGUCAAGGGUGUCGUGUAACCUGUACAUGCGUAAAUAAAAUAGAGGCAACUUUUACGUUUACUCACGUCACUUCAUACAUUGCCUCUAUGUUAUUUACCCGCAUAGGCACGUAAAAAUUACGCGACAGUGGAAAUUCACCAUUGGUCAUUUAAAAGGAUAAGCAUAGAAUACUUAAAAGAACUUCCUUUCCAACCAGUAACGCCUGACUGUAAUAACUGACACUUGCAAAACGUUUACAGUAUGCUCUCGAAUGUUUGCUUUUAGAUCCUUCCUAUGAAGAGCAGGCGGCUACUGAGCCUGUUGUUGCUAAUCCCGGUUCCCGCCCAUCAUCACGGUGAGUACAUUUUUCAAGUGUUAGCCUUGCCCAGUACUGAUCAGUAUUAAAACUCUCCUAAAUACAUUAGUUCCCCGUCACAAGUGGAAGUUGAGCCUUUUAGACACAACAAGCAAACCUGAGAAAUUUUGUAAAUUGUGUUAUCUAAGGUCAUCAGAACUGUAUAGAGACUGGCUUAUGUUAUAAUCAGUCAUUAUUCCUUGUUGAUGUCUUUGUUAUUCAGCCCUUUAUAUUUUAACUUUUGAUUUCUUACAGAAAUGAUGAAGACGAUGGCGCUGAUCAGCAGUCACAGGUAAAGAAAGCUCCUACUUUUGGAACAAAAAUAAUUACGAAAAUAUCUGUCUGAUUGCGUUGAAACGUGGCCACUAGGUUUUCGCCCGGCGCCGGGCGCAGCCCUGCUCCAGGCCAGUGCUGUGUCCAAAAAGUAGGGGACUUGGCAUCUUGGUUGGCACAGCUGGAUAGCUCAGGGACUGCCCUAACAGUGGAUGGGUGGAUCAGGCCUUGGGGGGCAAAACUAGUGUGGUAGGGAGGGGGUUAUUUUGACACAGCCCCUUCAGUAAGAAGCAGUGUUCAGUAGAGGCUUUGACUGGCAAGUACCUUGUUCUUACUUUGCCCUAGCCAACUGAAUCAGGCCUCUACUGAAAAUGAUUAUCAUGAUAUUUGCAGAGCUCAGUGGGAGGCGCAGACAGUCACCCAUUGUCUGUGUGUGUGUGUGGGUGGGGGGGGGGGGGGGUGGGGUGGGGGGGGGGGGGGGGGGGGGGGGUGAAAGUCUUGGUACCAUUCAAAGACAUACUUAGCAUAGGACCUGUAGACACUCACUGAAGCCAUGUUUACAUAAAUUCAGUCAGAUAUAAAUGAAUAAACACUUUUAUUCUUAACUCUUAACUUGCAAUAAAUGGUCAUGCUUUUUCAAUAACAGUGAAAUUAUUACUCUUUAUAACCUAAAUUAAAGAACAAGAAAAGCUGGUAAUUUUAAAUUGGUGUUAAAAUUUUUUUCAAAGUAAUCAUGUGAAAUGAUCUCAUGGAUAACGUAGAUACCCUGGAUGUGUAAUUUUAUUUAAUUGUCGUUUCUGAUAAAUUGAUAAUUAACAAGCCCACAAACUGAUGAAAUUAGGACCAAAAAAUGGCUAAAAAUUGGCGAGUUACAGGUGAGCAGCUGAAUGAGACUGCUGAAAUACGUUUAUGUUUCUUGACGUACAAACUGUGUGAAUAAUUUUAUGUCCUUGCUAAUUUCUUUGUAAUUAUUGUUAACUAUUGGGUACUUGAACCUGUUCUCGUUGAAUACUAUUCAGGACAUGUGGAGUGUUUUCUAUAUCACGUGCGUGAGCUGUGUCGUUCUUGUAUUCAUCACGUGCAGUGUUGUUGAUUUCACGUGCACAGUCGUCUCUUUCUAAACGUCCCCUUUUGAUUUCAGCAUUCUCGGUCAAGCUCGGUCUCCCUAACUUCAGCAGAAGUUCGUAGCUACAUGAUGCCUCAGGUAUUUCACUGCAUUCUGCCUAUGUAACGGUUAGCUCAGGCAGAGGCAGUGAAACAACAGUUCAUAGGCAGAUAACAUGGUCUAGUCAGACUAGACGCUUAGGCAAGACCAGGGUAGAGAAGUACAAGAGUAGCUUUUAGUGGGCUAAACAGGAACAGGUUAGAGGGAAUAGACAAUGUGGAAUUUCUUUUCUUAACUAGACAGUCUAAAUUUCAGUUUCAUCCUGAGUGACAUAAAUGCUUUUGCUAAUUGCAUUUCCCAUUUCAAGUGUCUGUCUGUUUUCUCACCUCCAGUGGACACUUUCAGCGAACCAAUAAAAGAUCGGAGAUAAAUUUCCUAGCUAACUAUUUAACCUUUAAAUAUUGUAAAAUUUUAGUUUUCCGUUCAGCUCUCUGUGACAGCAAAGUAAACUUGUGCUCUGAUUUAACUGCCUAGCUAAUCAAAAACUAAACUAAGAUCCCUCCGUGCCCUGAAAUUUCUAAAAAUACAUUUUAUAACGUAAAGGUGCGGAAAAAUUAAAUUAUUACGGAGACUUAUAUGUAUAAAAAUAGGAACAGCAACAGGUGAAUAAGGUUAUAUUUAAUUUUCCCCUUACUCCAAAGAGUGGCAGAACUUAAAAAUGGAAGGAAAUCUUAACUUUCAUUUUGUGAAAUACUGAAAAACAAGUGAUACCAUGAUAAACACAACAGUAGGGGUUUCACUUGAAUGGUAGCAUCAUGGGGUUUUAAACAAGGAUCAAACUCGCAAUUCAUUGCCGAGUUUCUUGUUGGCGGAAAAAUCUCCCGCCAUUUUCUUAACAAAUCAGAAUCGUGACUUGUUGGAACGCUUUUUUUGGCGCCUGCUUCACGUAUCUGCGAUGUAAUUGGUUUCUUUGAUGUCAGCUUGAGUUGUGAUUAGCUGACAUUCAUUGAAAGCCGCUCUCUAGUCAUUAGCACGUCUGUCUUUUUGAUGACCACCAUUAACUUUUAACAAUACUUUUUUUAUUAUCUCAGAUCCCAGAUCCUCCUCCACAAAGCGCUGCUGCACCAAUGUUCUUUGACCCGUCGGCUUUCAGCCAGCCCAAGGCUCAGGCUUCUCCAAGAAAGUCGCGCUAUCCGGGUCAAAUAAGAAAGUGA